This is a messenger RNA of Helianthus annuus (common sunflower), 1593 nucleotides long. RefSeq lists its product as uncharacterized. The record is from RefSeq and is a predicted model, not a curated record. Bases 1 to 1593 code for a protein of 530 amino acids. The transcript has a single exon. Lineage: Eukaryota; Viridiplantae; Streptophyta; Magnoliopsida; Asterales; Asteraceae.
AUGUUCGAUUGCAAGCCCCACUACAUCAAUAUACUUCCCCACUUUAAUGGGAGAUCUAAUGAUGAACCAUACACUCAUUUGGUGGAGUUUUCGUCCAUAUGUAGUACUAUUGGAGGGCAUGAUUUUGCAUUGGAAGAGGUCAAGCUUCGGUUAUUUCAAUUUUCGCUAAAGGAUAAGGCGAAACAAUGGUUCCUCACACUUUUGGCGAAUAGUAUUCGUACAUGGGGAAAAAUGCAACAAGUUUUUCUUGAUGAGUAUUAUUCGAUGGCGAAGACCGAUGAUGCUAGAGAUGAAAUUAGGUCUUUUCGCCAACUUUCGAGAGAACCAUUGCACGAAGCAUUCACCCGAUAUAAGGAACUAAUUCGGAAGUGCCCACAUCAUCAAAUUGAAAAGUGGGAGUUGGUCAAAUGUUUUGUGCGAGGGUUGGAUGAUGAGACAUGGAACCACCUUGAAUCGACGAGUAAUGGAACUUUGUUGAGUAAUCACGAGGACGAUGAUUGGGAGUUCCUCGAGAGGAUGAGCAAGAGGUCAAAGGCGAAAGAAUCGGCCGUCCGAGCCAAAAAGCACCCUACCUCAAGGUCUUGGCCCGAUCGCGAUACGAGUUCUAAGGAUCGGAUUGAAACGCUGGAGCGGGAGUUGGCCCGCAUGAAGAAAAAAGAAGUGGGUGCGGUGCAAUACACCGUAUGUGAAGAAUGCGGCGACAUCGGUCACCCGACCGAGAAUUGUCAAGCCACUGUGGAUAUGAAUCAAGUGUAUGGAGACUGGAAGCAAUACGAUAUGAACUCCAACAUUUACCACCCCGGAUUGAGGAACCAUCCUAACUUUAGGUAUGGUAAUGCCUCCAACCAAAUGAACCCGAAUUUCCAAUUGGGAAAUCAAGGUGGGUAUUCGCACCAAACUCGCCAAGGAGGUAACCAAGGGUAUCAAAAUCGUGAAAGCAAUUAUCAACGUGGUUACAACCAAAGUGGAAAUGGGGGUGGUGCAUCAAACUCUCAAGGUGAUGAUUCAUUAAACUCUAAACUUGAUGCUAUUAUGAAUGCUAUCAACCAUUCAAAUCAAGAGAUGAAGAAAGAGUUUGAGGUACGAGAUAAAUCCCAUAAGGCGCUGGAAAAGCAAGUGGGGCAACUUGCACAAGAGAUGGCUCAGAUUCGUGGAAGCGGAGGAGGGCUUCCAAGUGACACUACAGUGAACCCGAAGCAUCAAGGUUCUAGCACAAGCAACGUGAGGAAUGCACGCAUUAGCGCGGUAAGUCUCCUUUCAAAUGAUGAGGUUUGUAGUAGUGUUGAAAGCAUUCCACCACCACAAUGCGUUGAUGGUGUAGUGGAAAAUACAAGUGAUGAGUCGGAAAGUAAAAAUGAACAAGAAACGAUUUCACAAAUUAAAAUUGAAAACAUGACUAAGGAUUCUUUUUGUGAAAAUUGUUUAAAUCAAAUUAACUCGAGUAAUGCAUCAAAGCUUGAAGAACGGUGCCCACCAAAGGACGAGAGGUGGGAAAUUUUUAAACAAGCAAAAAUUAAUUUGCCGUUACUUGAUGACAUUAAAAAAGUUCUGGCUCAUGUGGAAUGCUUGAAAGAGUUGAGCAUUGAAAAAUAG